Messenger RNA from Trichomonas vaginalis G3, 408 nucleotides. RefSeq lists its product as uncharacterized. The transcript has a single exon. NCBI's taxonomy places the organism in Eukaryota, Parabasalia, Trichomonadida, Trichomonadidae. The record is from RefSeq and is a predicted model, not a curated record. Bases 1 to 408 code for a protein of 135 amino acids.
AUGAAAAACAACCCUGACUUAGAGAAAGACUAUAUAUUUAAUAAUUUAGUCAAAAGAGACAAACAAGAAAGAAUGCCGGGCUUCAAACUUCAGAAAGGUGACAAAGUAAAAAUAGAAAUACCCAAACGCGACCCAUAUGAAAAUACUAUUGACUAUGACAACAAUGGGAACCCGACAGGUACUCACAUUCGUGUUCGUAAAAAUAGAAGAAAGUAUACAAGAGAAUAUUAUGAAGUUUUAGGCAAACAUGGCAAAAUGUACACACUGCAAGCAGAAGAUAAAACUACUAUUGUCAGACCUCGUUUCAAACUUGUCAAAGUUCAAGGUGGUAUACUUUCAAAGACAGUUCCUAACAAAUAUAAGACAACUCCUGACGAAUAUGCUAAAGAAGUUGAAAAUGACGACUAA